UUGCAGUUAAUAUUUAAAAAAGAAAAUGGCACUGAAACUGAAUUCAGCUGACGCUAGAACAAGGAGUUCGAUUCAAAUAUUCAUUGUUGUCGGAUUGUGUUGUUUCUUCUACAUAUUGGGAGCGUGGCAAAGAGGUGGUUUCGGUAAAGGGGAUAGCAUAGCUUUAGAAAUGACCAAACAUAGUGCAGAUUGCAACAUCGUCCCGAACUUGAACUUUGAAACCCACCACGCCGGUGAAGUUGGUAACGUUGAUGAAUCCGAAAAGCCCAAAUCUUUCGAGCCCUGUCACCCUAAUUACGUUGAUUACACGCCUUGCCAAGAUCAAAGGCGCGCCAUGACUUUUCCCAGGGACAACAUGAUUUAUCGUGAGAGGCAUUGUCCGAGAGAGGAAGAGAAGUUGCAUUGUCUUAUCCCUGCACCUAAAGGAUACGUGACCCCAUUUCCUUGGCCUAAGAGUCGUGACUAUGUGCCUUAUGCUAAUGCCCCUUACAAGGCUUUGACUGUUGAGAAAGCUAUUCAGAAUUGGAUCCAAUAUGAGGGUAAUGUGUUUAGGUUCCCUGGUGGAGGAACGCAGUUUCCCCAAGGGGCAGACAAGUACAUCGAUCAGCUUGCUUCGGUUAUACCGAUUACUAAUGGGACUGUUAGGACUGCACUUGAUACUGGUUGUGGGGUUGCAAGCUGGGGUGCAUACCUUUGGAGUAGAAAUGUUAUUGCCAUGUCGUUUGCUCCUAGAGAUUCACAUGAAGCACAGGUUCAGUUUGCUCUUGAAAGAGGCGUACCUGCUGUUAUUGGCGUUCUUGGAACCAUAAAGAUGCCGUAUCCAUCUAGAGCUUUUGAUAUGGCUCACUGUUCUCGUUGCUUGAUUCCAUGGGGAGCAAAUGAUGGAAUGUACAUGAAAGAAGUUGACCGUGUUCUUAGACCUGGUGGUUACUGGGUACUUUCAGGUCCACCAAUCAAUUGGAGGAACAAUUACAAAUCAUGGCAGCGUCCCAAGAAGGAACUUCAGGAGGAACAACAAAAGAUUGAGGAUGCUGCCAAACUUCUUUGCUGGGAAAAGAAACAUGAGAAGGGUGAAAUUGCCAUUUGGCAAAAGCGGGUCAAUGGUGAAGCUUGUCGUGGUAGACGAGAUGAUUCUAGUUUCUGCAAGGCUGGAGAAGCUAAUGAUGUCUGGUACAAGAAAAUGGAUGCAUGUGUUACACCUUAUCCAGAUGUUAGUAGCUCAGAAGAAGUCGCUGGCGGUAAACUGAAGCCAUUCCCAGAGAGACUAUAUGCAGUCCCUCCUAGAAUUGCUAGUGGAAGUGUUCCUGGAGUUUCUGUUGAGACAUACCAAGAGGACAACCAGAAGUGGAAGAAGCACGUUGAUGCUUAUAAGAAAAUCAAUAGGCUUAUAGAUUCUGGUCGGUAUCGUAAUAUUUUGGACUUGAAUGCUGGUUUGGGAGGGUUUGCUGCAGCCCUUGACUCUUCCAAAUUGUGGGUUAUGAAUGUCAUGCCCACCAUAGCAGAGAAAGAUACCCUGGGUGUCAUAUAUGAACGUGGAUUAAUUGGCAUCUACCAUGACUGGUGUGAGGCCUUCUCCACAUACCCGAGGACAUAUGAUCUCAUUCAUGCCCAUGGUCUUUUUAGUUUGUACCAGGACAAAUGUAAUCUUGAGGACAUUCUUUUGGAGAUGGACCGGAUUUUGCGUCCAGAAGGUGCGGUUAUAUUCCGUGAUGAGGUAGAUGUUCUAAUUAAAGUGAAGAAGAUAACAGCAGGAAUGAGGUGGGACACUAAGAUGGUUGACCAUGAAGAUGGCCCUUUAGUUCCUGAGAAGAUAUUGGUUGCUGUUAAGCAAUAUUGGGUUGCAGGUGGAAACUCAACAGCCGCACAGUGAUCGGCCAUGGGGAGCAGACUUGGAAACCUUAUGCCAUGAUCUGAGCUGCCGAUGCUUUCUGUUGCACGAAGUUCGUAACAUGAAUUCGAUUAAUUUCUGGCCUGGAAAGUUUUGCUGCUUGGUUCCGGUGUUAGGGAGGCAAUUUCGGUAACAAACUAUGGAUUGAUAUCGAUCACUGUGGGCUCGUUUGUAUUAAAUUAUGAAUAGACAGCUAUAAAAGCUUAUACGCAUCCAAGGUUCCAUUAUAUUUUAGUUUUGGUCGUAUUUGCAAAAUGUUUGAUU
Messenger RNA from Hibiscus syriacus, 2152 nucleotides. RefSeq names its product probable methyltransferase PMT2. The record is from RefSeq and is a predicted model, not a curated record. Gene Ontology annotation, cellular component: trans-Golgi network; endosome; cytoplasm. Lineage: Eukaryota; Viridiplantae; Streptophyta; Magnoliopsida; Malvales; Malvaceae. The transcript is spliced from 6 exons. Gene Ontology annotation, molecular function: methyltransferase activity. The coding region runs from base 26 to 1870 and encodes 614 amino acids.